GUCUCGUCUGCCAGUGUCUGGGCGUGCCUGUCUCUGCUGCACCUGUCUCUGCCUGGCUCCUUCCUGCUCCUCCACAAGCCCACAGCCUAGCCCGAUUUUGCAGCCAGGCACACAGAAGACACUAACUAACUUUCCGACUUACUUACUCGGUACUGACUGACUGACUGACUUGCUUGCCUGCCUUGUGUCACUGGUCGGCUGCCGAGGUCGGUCCCAUCCGACCACAGACCAUAGACCAGAGAGACCACAGACCGCACCGCACUGCACUGCACUGCAGUUCAAGCAAGCAAGCCAAUUGAUCCAACUGCCUUUACUCACACACCCUACCCUCUCUCACACUUUCACCCUUACCAUUACCCUUUAUCUUUUAUCCGUCUCCCGCCUCCCGCCUCCCCGUCAACCCUUUGCUUGCUUGCUGUUUCGGCCGGACGAUUGCUGCGGAUGAAUGCCAGCCCUGCUUGCGCAUCGCCAUGAGACGGAGAUGAGAUCGCCAGGGGGAUACCAACACUCGGGCACGACGUGCUGCAGCCACUAGCAGCAGCACCAGUAGUACCAGCUUGCGAUGCCUCCCAAGCGCAAAACAACCGCUGAGGCCGACAACCCCCCCUCGGCCACCGCCAGCCCCGCCAACUCAAACACGGCCUCGGCCCGCGACGCGCCUCUCAAGCGCCAGCGUGUCUCCAGGGCCUGCGACCAGUGCCGUGCCGCACGCGAGAAGUGCGAUGGCAUCCAGCCCUUGUGCUUCCCCUGCGUCUCGCAGAACCGCGCCUGUACCUACGAGGCCAACCCCAAGAAGAGGGGCGUCCAGACCGGCUACAUAAAGACCCUCGAGGUCGCCCUGGCAUGGCUCUUCGACAAGGUCCCCGGCUGUGAGGACUCCCUCGAGAACCUGCUGAUGCACGAGGGCGGCCAGGGCCAGAGCCUGCUCGUCGGUAAGGACUCGGAAAAGUCAAACCGCCUGCACAAGAGGUGGAGGAGGAGCAAGGUCCACAGGGGUAUCGACCAUAUCCUAUCCGGCGGCGGCGGCGGUCCCGGCGGCGGUCCCGGCCCUUCUCAGCAACCUGACGAGCCCGAGGACCCUGACAGCGACACGGAGCACGCCCAAAAGGCUUCCAUCAUCGUCCGCGGCCACACUCCCCCGAGCGCCGGCCUUGACCCGCCUCCAACGCGCAUCGACGGCCAGGCUGUACCAGAACCCUCCGGGACCCUGUUGCUUCCACCCAACCACUGGAGACUCCUCGACAUCUAUUUCAGCUAUACCCAUUGCUGGUUUCCUAUCCUUGAGAAACAAGACCUGCUAAAGACCGUAUACCUAUACUCCCCAGAGGGUAUUGACGUCCAGCGCAACACUCCCAACUCCGCCGCCCAUGCCGAGCUGUGGGCCGCCAUGGCUCUGGCCUCUUACCAGAACCUGUCGAGUGCGAAGCUCAAUGCCAACAACCAACCUCCCGACGCCGGGCACUCUCCCGACAAACUCUACAACAUUGCGCGGACCCUCGUACCUUCCGAAGAGGGUCGGUUUGAGAUCCAGCACGCAAGGGCGUUGCUGCUUCUGGCCCUGAUUAGUGUUGGCAAAGGCCAAAAGACGUGCGCCUGGAUCCUGGUCGGCCUCGCCCACCGCAUCGCCCUCGAUGUCUCGGACCUCCAUCUGGGCGAUGAGCGGUUCUCGAGGCGGGUCACAGCAACACUUAUGGGGUGCUACAUCCUUGACACCCUUAUUUUCGUCCAUCGAAGAGGCAUGCCGAGCCUUGAAACAGCAGGCAUACUCGAAGGAAUGAGUAUACCAGAGGACAAUUUGGACGAAUGGCAACCUUGGGCACCCUGUGAUGGCUUCGGCCAGGGCUUUUCUGGCCCGGCCACCCUGUCACGGAGCCCGGCCUACUCAUUGACUACCUUUAACCAGCUCUACGACGUUUUCAAGUUCCUAAGAAAACGGUCGGUCCACAGGCAGAACGGCCGCCCACUGGAAAACCCCUCCGAAGUAAUGAUGCUCUUGCACCAGACCAUAAAACCACGCCUGCCCUUUGGCAAUUUCAUAGUGGCCCGGGAUUCGAGCUCCGCCACCAUACCAUCUGCUUACGUUCUGAGGGUCUUGUUCUUAUGGGUCAGCGCGCUGCUCAAUUCGGCAGAAUCGCCCUGCGCCCUCAUUCUGGAAUCCAUCGAGCAAUAUCUGGCCCAGUUCGGCCCUUGCGGCGCCCCGCCGUUCUUCGCAACCUGCUUAGCCAUGUUGGGCCAGCACAGGAGCUUCGCCGACCUCGACUCGCAGGCCAGGGAGAGGUGGCAGUCCAUCAAAGUCAUGCUCAUCAUGAUCUGGAGCCCCGCUGGUCCCGCUGGAAACAGGCUUUCCAGCGAGCCCCGUCCAGGCUCUGCAAUCUCAAAUCCUGCGGGUGCAUCGAAUGCAUCUAUGGCCUCGUCCUCGAUCAACACAUCCAAGAAUCUGCCAGCGGUCACAACCGCAGGUUUUGUACCAGCCAACCGCCUCCAGACGCCGACAUUGGCUUCCAAACACCGACCAAGCACAUCGUCUUUCAUGAUGGGCCAGUUCUCCCCAUCUACACAACCCGGCCUCAACCCAGCGGGCAGCCCACAGGUGGGCAACGCGAACAUGAACGCAAUGGACACCAAUACCAUCAUGCACGGCGGCCACGGGCCGCGAAAUAUGGGCCAGCAGCCCCAUCAAACUCCAGGCGCCGCGCACCGCGGCAGCUUCGGCGGCGGCUCACUAGACUACGACGCCAUCCUGGACGACCUGUCGUCCAUGGACUAUAUAGACCGCGUCGACGCGGACCCUCAGUUCAUGGCCAACCUGGGGUUCGCCCCGGGCUGUGAUAUUUCCGAGAUAUUGAAUCGGGAGUUUGGGGCGAUAUGAACAUACCUAACAUACAGAGACGCGACGCGACGUGACGGUUUGAACGGCCUGUACUUUCCCGGGUCACCGACCCGUUGUUUAUAUAUGUUCUACUAACUUGCAUCUUCUUUUGCCAUUCCAUAACACAUCUAAAGUUGUUUCGCUUCUAUUCCGUAUACGUCCGAGGACAUACAUGGCGCCUUCAUACGGUGGUAAGCGCUCAAGAGUACAUGGUUUACGUAAGGAGAAAUGGGAGACUUUGACGAAUCGCGCAAAAUAUUGCCUAUCAAGUGAGUUGCAGUGGUAAUUAUCUUACAACUUCUGUCAAGCUCAUGGGCCGUCUUUGUCCCACCGGAUGUUCAAGUGGCCACCGUCUCCCUUCCCUAGGCGGUCUUCUUGGCCACUUCAAAGAAAUUUCUUUAGCAUCCAGUAGUGAUGGUGGCAUCGCCCAUCCGGCGAACCAUGUUUUCCAGGAGUUCCGUGUCAUGUAGAGUUACAAUACUAGUAUCCUUCAUCCAUACCAACCUGAG
Messenger RNA from Diaporthe batatas, 3378 nucleotides. RefSeq lists its product as uncharacterized. Bases 563 to 2869 code for a protein of 768 amino acids. Lineage: Eukaryota; Fungi; Ascomycota; Sordariomycetes; Diaporthales; Diaporthaceae. Gene Ontology annotation, biological process: DNA-templated transcription; positive regulation of transcription by RNA polymerase II. The record is from RefSeq and is a predicted model, not a curated record. Gene Ontology annotation, molecular function: zinc ion binding; DNA binding; DNA-binding transcription factor activity, RNA polymerase II-specific. The transcript is spliced from 2 exons.